AUGGAACCAGUGACUCUGUCACAGAUUUUCGACGAUCCGUUGUUUAAUGACAUUUCUGAAAAUUUUUUGGAUAACUUCGAUGUGAACGAUCUGUCUUUCGAUCUGUCUACAUUUUUGGACAGCACCGAUCUGAAAAGCUUCGAUAAUGGUGGCAUCUCUGGUCGCCCAUCUGAGAAAACAAUGUUGGAAUCACUGCUGAAGUCCAAACCAGCUUCAGACGUUUCGCCAUCAAAUACAGCGCUAAAACUAUGGGAAACAGUCAGCGUGAAAGACGAGCAAGACAAACAAGAGUUCUAUGGAACUAUAUCUGCUGAUCGCCCUACGUUCCCUCAAGUAAAGGGAGAUGGUCAAGUUUGCACACCCGUUCAGCGCAAAUAUGAAGUGCCCCUAAUAUCCAGACUAUUGUGUGAUUCCGAAAUCCAAAAUUUUAAUGUUAAAAACGAGGUAGACUCAGGCAGGUCAUACUCUAUCCAGUACUCAAUCAACUCAGGCCCUGAGAAUGCACGUUUCGUAGUCAACAAGGAUGAAGAAGAUAUCAAAGUAAAUAUGGAGCAAUGUGAACAAAAAAAUGAAACUGUUAAACGUGCACCUCAUAAUGCUAUUGAAAAACGUUAUCGUGCCAGUAUAAACGGGAAAAUAGACGAACUUCGUAAACUUCUAACACCUACCUCAUCUUCUGAUGUGAAGAUGAAUAAAUCUGCUGUUCUCCGUCGCGCGAUCGAUCGUAUUCGUGAACUUGAAGAAAUAAACGCACAAUUAAACACAGAGUUAAUGGCUUUCCGUUCAUGUAACGCCUCGAACGCAUCCUACGUCGAUUCUAAUAAGAGUACAUCAGAAAAUGAAUUAUUAUCAUUUGAAACAUCACCAUCUUUAGACAAUCAAAAAAUGAAUGAUUAUUAUCAUCAUUGUAAAACUUCUCCACAUAGUUUUACCAAUGAAUGUACGCCAUUAUCAGUUAAUCAAGUAUUUCAUUUUACAGGUAAAUCUAUUCAGCCAACCAAUGUAUCACCACAUAAUUCAAAUAGUACAGAAGGAUCAAUGAAAAAAAUUAAAGAAUAUUCUUAUUCAUUUCAUCCAUCAUCAUCGUUAUCUUCUGCAUCAUCAUCUUCAUUGUCAUCACCUCCAUCAGUCAAUUCACCGCCUAAUUUCCAAUUAAAUAGUGAUAUUAAAUUCACCACCAAUUCACAAUAUUCCAUAUCACCACCAUCAUCAUUAUCUAACAACGGUGUUAUCGUUCCAUCAUUUGCAUUACAACAUCAUGAUUCAUAUGAUAUUAAUAAUUGUAUUAAUAAUGAAAAUUUACCAACCUAUCAACAGCACCACUACUAUCAUCCAUUACCAUCAGCCCCUCUAUUACAAUCAGUAAAUAUUCAAAAUUGUUGUGGACCAGAACAAUUAUUCUGUGCACCGAAUCCAAAUGUCAUUUUACCUGAACAGUCAUUGAUCAAGAAAAGUGGUUACGAUCGUAAAGUUCAUCGUAAACGUUUAGCUGAUGAUUCCAGCGGUGGAGGACGAGGAGGAGCAUCGUCUUCUCCGACUAAGGCAAGAUGUGGCCAUUUACUAGUUAAUCAUGACUUGGAAGUAAAGAAACUAGCUGUUCCAUAUAUGAAAGAAAAAUUCAACCUCAUAUCAACAAAUAAUAAUACUAAUAAUAUACAAGCACAAUUUCCUACUGUAUGUCAAUUACUAUGUGAACCUAAUUCAUGUUCACAUAUGUCAUCAUUACCUGUGCUUAAAAAAGGUAAUAUACCAAAUGUUGCUGUAAAUCAACAAUAUCAACAACAUCAUCCAAUUAAUGGUGGUUAUAAUGAAGUAGUAGCACGUACUACUCUAUGCAUUGCUGCCCUAUGCCUUAUUGCUUUUAAUCCAGCACAAUUAACUAAUCAAGCGUAUAUGAGCAGUAGCGGUAGUAGUUCAAAAGACACUAAAGUAUCAAAUGCUAGAACUUUGCUCUCGUAUUUCGAUUCAUCUACCACUACCAUCAGCAGCAGUAACAGCAUAUUAACAAUGAAUAUGCCUAGUUCAUGGCUUGUAUCAAUAAUGUAUAUUUUACAAUGGUUUAUCGCUUUAUUAUUAUGUUCAUGGGCUUGUUAUAAAAAGCAUAUACAUGUUCAUCUUUUUAAUUAUAAUUAUUAUUGGUCAAAGUCAAAAAACAAAACCAUUUCAUCGCAUGAGGUUAAAUCACAUUUUAGACAAGCUAAUUUAGCUAUAAGUCAGCUAACUUGGUCAGUUGCUGAUUAUCACUUGAAACAAUGCUUAUAUUCACUUGGCAGUAAACAUUCGGAAUUGGCUCAAUCUGCAUCAACUGUUUCUCUUCCUCGAUAUAUUUAUCUAUGCACAGGAUCUUUAGUUAAAUUAGGAAUUAACCUAUUUAGUAUAAUUUCUAUCAAACUACCUUGUUGGCUUUGGAUAUGUUAUUUUAAAAAGAAACCUGAUCAACAUAAUCCAAUAAUUGACAGCGAUCGUUCGUACUCUAAUGAAAAGAAUAUCAUCUCCGCAGCGGAAGUUCGCUUACGCCUAAUGGAAUUAUAUUUAUUUGACUAUGUACCGAAAAAAGUUAAUAUCAACAAUUCUAUACUUUUCAAGUUCAAUCGCUUAUUGGAUAAUAUCUCUUUGACUGUAAUGUGUAUUCGAGACUUUCUUGAUUCUGUGUCUACUCAUGAAAUAUUUUAUAGUAAGGACAAGUUGAAUGCAACUAAUCUAAAUAUUCAAGCAUCACCAGUUGUUAAUGAAAAAUUGCCUAUCAAUCUUUUGUCCAGACAAGGUGUUACACUUGGAUUAUUUUUAAAACGAAAACUUGGACUUCAUUAUCUUGGUUCGCUGAUCAUUCGUAUGACAGUUCAUGUGACUCUCCGAUUUCUCUUGUCGAAUUUAUGGAUAAAUUGGUUCAAUAAUUCAACAUUUAUCAAUUUAAUUAUUUCUAAUCGAAAGUUGAAUUCAUGUGCCAUAGGUAUCAAUAGAACGUCAUCGUUAUCAUCAUUAACCAGACCUACACAAACCAUCGGUUUACACGAAUCUUCAUCCGGCAAAGAUUUAUCACUAGCAAAUUAUACAGAAAAAAAUAUUAUCAAUCAAAUAUUGAUUGAAUUACGUGAGCAUAUUACUAGUCAUUGUUUAAAGAUUAUAUUGUAUGGUGAAGUUGAUCAAGUGAAAAGCUUAUAUUCAUAUAUUCAUUUACUGUUACAAUUAUCACCAUCAUUAAAUGCUUACAAUAAUAGUGUGGAUAAUUACAGAAUUGAAUAUGAAGAAACGAGUGAUCAGGUUUCAUGUGCUCACUGGUGGGCUCAAAUGUUGAAUAUUCUCUGGGAAUAUAGAUGUAAUCAAACCACACUACCUUUACAAACAGUAUCAUCAUCAUCAAAAUUGCAAAUAACAGGAAAAAAGUCAAACCAAACGUAUCAUGCUGUUACACCUCAAUCACUUUCCAACUGUCCUCGUUUAGGUGAUCUAGUUAAAAUGUUAUCGAUUAUUAAUAAAUUUGAUUCUUUGGAAUGGAACUCAACUUCUUGUAUGCUACAUACUGUAUGUUCUUUAGUACGAAAUCUUAAAAAAUCUUGUCGAAAUUUAACUCAUAUCAAUAUGGUUAAUAAAGAUCCUUCUGAAUCUGAUCUUCAAUUAGAUUAUAUGAGAUUCAACUUUCUGGCUUGGUCUAUGAUCGCCACCAGUUGUUUGAUUGAUGUUUUAAUUGUAAAAUUAAAAAGUUUCAAUCAUAUUCAUAAUUAUGUUGAUGAUGAUGAUGAUGAUGCCGAUGAUGAUGAUAUGUUAGUGAAAAGUACACCGACUACAAUUAUUAGGAAUGAUCAAUCUGUUGAAUUAAUUCAAGGUUUCAAUAAUGCAUUGCAUUUGUUACAACAAUUAGUUGAUUAUUUCAAUAUGCCUACAUCGAAUUGGAUUAGAAUAAAAUUACGAAGUGCGGAAGCUGUUCACCGUUUGCUAACUGGAGCAAAUCGAAUUCGUGCACGAUUUGCUCUAUUACAAAAUUAUAGUCUCUCUUGUGUAGCUUCCUCUUCUGUUACAGGUAAUAUUAAGGAUAAUUUAACCAAAUUGGAGAAUGAUAACGUUUCCAUUCCUAACGUAUCUAACCGUAGUGGUAAUAAUAGUCAGAAUUUACUUGACUGUCAUGAUCGUUUAAAUGGGAAUGUUUCUGCAUUAAUUAAUCGGUCAUCGCAUAGAAAUGGCAUGUUAUUACAAUCACCAGGGUGUUGA
Messenger RNA from Schistosoma turkestanicum, 4206 nucleotides. The record is from the annotation of a GenBank genome assembly. Lineage: Eukaryota; Metazoa; Platyhelminthes; Trematoda; Strigeidida; Schistosomatidae.